GCCUUCCAAAUUUCCUAACCUCAAAAGUUCGAACUUUCGUCGUGGUUUUCGUAAAUGACGGGAAUCGUUUGAUAUUUCUGAGGAAUUUACUGUCUAGAUUAAAAUGGUGCAGCCGGUGCCGGAAUCAAUUAAUUUCCCGCAGGAAGAGGAGAAAAUUCUCGCUUGGUGGAAGGAAAUCGACGCAUUUCAAGAGUGUCUUCGUCAAUCUAAAGACAAGCCCAGAUACUCUUUCUACGAUGGUCCUCCAUUUGCCACAGGCUUGCCGCAUUAUGGUCAUAUCUUAGCUGGAGCAAUCAAGGAUGUGGUCACACGUUAUGCACAUCAAAAUGGUUUCCACGUUGAGAGGAGAUUUGGGUGGGAUUGCCACGGUCUACCUGUUGAGUAUGAGAUUGACAAAUCUCUCGGAAUCAAAGGGCCAGAAGAUGUGGCAAAAAUGGGCAUCACUGCGUACAACAGCGAGUGUCGGAAGAUUGUCAUGCGAUACGCCACAGAGUGGGAAAUCAUAGUCACAAGAAUUGGCAGAUGGAUCGAUUUUAAAAACGAUUAUAAAACAUUAUACCCAUGGUUCAUGGAGAGCGUUUGGUGGGUGUUCAGUGAAUUGUGGAAGAAAGAUCUCGUCUACAAGGGAGUGAAAGUGAUGCCGUACUCGACUGCUUGCAACACGCCUCUUUCCAACUUUGAGUCCGGUCAGAACUACAAGGAAGUCGUCGACCCUGCAGUUGUCGUUAGUUUUCCAUUGGUAGACGAACCUGAAGUUUCUUUAAUUGCUUGGACAACAACGCCUUGGACUCUGCCGAGUAAUUUUGCUCUCUGCGUUAACCCCAACUUAACGUACAUCAAAGUUCAAGAAAAAUCGAGCGGGAAAGUGUAUGUGCUAAUGGAAGCUAGAGUUUCGACUGUCUUCAAAAAAGAGGACGAGUACACUGUGAUAGAAAAAUUCCCUGGCAGCAAAUUGGAAGGGUUAAAAUACAAACCUCUCUUUCCAUACUUUGCAAAGGAAACAACUGGAUUCAAAGUAUUAGUUGAUACGUAUGUGACGGAAGACUCUGGUACUGGUAUCGUACAUCAAGCACCAUAUUUCGGAGAGGACGAUCAUCGAGUGUGUCUAGCAGCUGGUGUCAUCACUAAAGACAGGGACGUUAUGUGUCCUAUCGAUGCCAGUGGUCGCUUUGUUGAGCCUGUCACUGAUUUCAUCGGACAGUAUGUCAAGGAUGCCGACAAAAACAUCAUCAAACAUUUGAAAUCAGUGGAUCGUCUGGUGAGCGCUGGAUCAGUGAAGCACAGCUAUCCGUUCUGUUGGCGAUCAGACACUCCUCUUAUCUACAAAGCUGUCCCGUCCUGGUUUAUUAGAGUCCAGCAACUCAGACAGAAACUACUUGAUGCCAAUCAGAACACAUACUGGGUUCCUGAUUUUGUGAAAGAGAAACGUUUUGGAAACUGGUUGAAGGAGGCGCGUGACUGGGCUGUGAGUAGGAACAGAUACUGGGGCACUCCAAUUCCUUUGUGGGUAUCGGAAGAUGGCGAAGAAACUGUCUGUGUUGGCAGCAUCGAAGAACUGAUAAAAUUAACUGGUCAGCAAGUCACAGAUAUCCAUCGGGAAAAUAUCGACAACUUAACAAUCCCCUCGAAACGGCCAGGCAAACCUCCAUUGCGACGAGUCCCAGAAGUUUUUGACUGUUGGUUUGAAUCAGGAUCCAUGCCUUACGCUCAGCUUCACUACCCGUUUGAAAACAAAGAGAGCUUCGAUUCCCGGUUUCCGGCCGACUUCAUUGCGGAAGGAAUUGACCAAACUCGUGGCUGGUUCUAUACUUUACUUGUGAUCUCAACAGCACUUUUCGACAAAGCCCCGUUCAAAAACCUUAUUGCAAAUGGUCUUGUAUUGGCUUCUGAUGGUCAAAAAAUGUCCAAGAGGAAAAAGAACUAUCCAGACCCCUUAGAGGUUGUUAACAAAUUUGGAGCUGAUGCUCUUAGGCUGUAUCUAAUCAAUUCUCCAGUUGUGAGGGCAGAAAACCUUCGUUUCAAAGAAGAAGGAGUGAGAGAUGUACUUAAAGACGUCUUCUUGCCGUGGUACAAUGCCUACCGAUUUCUCAUUCAAAACAUCGAAAGAAUGAAGAAGGAAGAAAACAUACCGUUAACAUUCACCAGUGAAGAAACAUCAACAAACUUGAUGGAUAGGUGGAUUCUGUCCUUCACGCAAUCUUUGCUGAGCUUCGUAAAGCAGGAAAUGUCUGCGUAUAGAUUGUACACUGUUGUUCCUCGCCUAGUUCAGUUUAUUGACAACCUCACCAAUUGGUACGUCAGAAUGAACAGGAAACGGCUCAAGGGUGAAACUGAUCUGGAAGAUUGCAAGCAAGCAUUAGGAACCUUAUUUACCGUCCUCUUCACAAUGGUCAGAAUGAUGGCUCCGUACACGCCAUUUUUAUGUGAGCUAUUGUACCAAAAUCUUAGGAAUCUCACAAACAUUGCUGAAUGCAGUGUUCAUUUCCUUAUGAUGCCCCAACCUAGGGAUGAUUUAAUCGAUAAAGGUAUCGAGAGAGCUGUGAGUAAUAUGCAAACUGCCAUUGAGCUUGGACGAAUCAUCAGGGAUAGAAAAACAAUACCCAUCAAGUAUCCACUGCCCGAGGUUGUGAUCAUCCAUAACGACCCUACAUGUUUGGCGGAUAUCGAGUCCUUGCAGAACUACAUCAUGGAGGAGUUGAAUGUGCGGCAAGUGACCCUCUCAUCAGAGAAGGCCAAAUACGGUGUGUCUCUUCACGCUGAACCGGAUCAUAAAACGCUGGGUGCACGCCUGAAGGGCGCAUUCAAACCAGUCAUGGCAGCUAUCAAAGAGCUGAGUGACGAUCAAGUAAAGGAGUUCUUGAAAGCAGGGUCCAUGGAGCUCCUAGGACACAAGCUCGAGCCCUCCGAUAUUAGGAUCAUGUUCAGUUUUACAGGACCAACGGCCAAGGAACUGUCUGAGAAGUAUGAAACCCACUCGGAGAAUGAUGUUUUGGUACUGCUUGACGUGACGCCCGAUCAGAGCAUGCAGGACGAAGGCAUUGCGCGGGAGGUGAUCAACCGAGUUCAGAAACUGAGGAAACGGGCGCAUCUUGUCCCUACGGACAGUAUCAAGGUCUUCUACUCAGUCACAGCCAAGUCAGAAUUGGAACGCAUUUGCACAGAAUAUGCAUCAUUCAUUGAACAAACCAUCAAAGCACCGUUCAGUAGUGAUGCAGUCAGCGGUAACCUUGUAAUAGAAGAAACACAGCAGUUAAAAGGCGCAGAGCUGAAAGUAACUAUAACCAGAGAAGGAGAAGCAACAGCAAAUGGAGUAGAUGAAAAAUGUGAGAAUAAAGAAAAUAGCCAGCAAAAAAAUGCUGCCGCCAAAACACCAUCAACUAAAAGCUCAAAGAAAGAAGCUAACACUCCCUCCGGUGACAAUUCGAAGAAAGGGGCCAAGCAAAAAAAUACGUCCUGAAUCAGAUAAUUUGCUAAGCAUGUUUCGUCUGGUUUGUAACUCAGCAUUGCGGAUUUCAGCAACUAAGAAGUUCCCUGCGAGGUGUUUUUAUCAAUGCCAAAAUCCCUGUUUUUUUUUAUUUAUUUUCAUUAUUAUUUCGAUAAAUAAUGUUUUUUCUUUUGUUUCCUAGUGAUUAAGGGUAAUUACAUUUCUGAUGUCAAGCUUUAUCGGCACUUUAAUGAUGGUGUAAUUGCCUCUCUCGGGUGAGGUUAAAGGGAUAAAAAUCUUGUACUCCAGAAAAUAAUCAGUAUCUCAUGCUAUAACUGAAAUCAGGUGUUUCACUCCUGAAAUAAUUUUUUAUUCAAGAAAUUGCAAUUGCUUCAAUCAGUCUAAGAUACCAAAGUGAAUUAUGAUGACAAGUUAUCGGGCAGCUUUUGGUUUAGGUUUUCAGACUUUUAUCAUGUUCUUAUGGCUGCGUAUUUGAUAAAUUUUUAGCAGACUUGUGAUGCGCUAGAUAAUAGGUGGGAUUAAGUUUUUUCUGUUCAUCAUCAGUUUUCCUAAUUUGAGAUAAAGUGGAAUAAACUUAUUGAACCAACGAUUUGUCAUCAAAUAUACAGGGAAACUGAACUCUCAACUAAUGCAAACUGCCAUUGUUUUAAAGUAUCGUAAGGAAGUUAGAAGCAAAGUUAAUCAGUUUCAAAACGGAGUUUUAACGGUCAGUACUCCAAAUAUCUUAGUUGUUGUGAAAACCAAUUUAACUGACCUCAUGAAUCAAUGUGCGGGAAUGAAUCCUCUGGUUCUGCUGAAACGUUAAAUAGGUACACAUUUUCAUGCAAACUAAGGCUUCUUUAACCAGAAUCAAUCGAUCCCAGUGAGUGUUAAAAGAAUUGGUACAUCAACUUUUUAUCCGAAAGAAUAAAUCUGCACAGCUGUAUACAGCCGUUUUUCGGUAUACUCAAACACAUGUCUAUUUUUAAGAUUGCCCAAGUUAUUCUCGGACUACGUCUAAAAAAUCAAAGCCUUUCUCUAGAAAGAAUCACUAAAUUUUAAAGUCAUACGUCUAAAAAUAGGUAAAUGAAAAAUUAAAUUUCAUCGAUUAAUUCCUACAAUUUUGUAGAGGAAACGUAGUUGGAUCAUAUGAUGCUCAUGACCCUAUUUAGGUAAGUUAAUUUUGAAAUUCGAUGAGACAAAUAUUUCUUUCCUGUGGCUUUAAUUUUUCUAUGAUGUAUUGGAUGAAUUAAAAAUUAGUCAUGAUUUAGAAUGAAAUACAUGUGUAUCGAAAAAAUUCAUGAAUUCAUCCUUAAGAUAUUGAACUUUCCAAGAUUUCUGUCUUAGAUUACUGUGAGAAAGAGAGAGACAUAGACUUAUUUUGAAUAAAAAGAACAUUUAUUCUGUCAGUACCUAACAACUUCAGUUUUUAAGAAUAGUAGUCAAGGAAACAUCAGUUAUUAGCUCAUGAACUUUCUGACUAUCGCUUUCCAUCUGUUUUCCAGGAAUUUAUUCCUCUUCAUAUUCUUAAUUUAUUUUACCAUGUCAUGUAGUUACACCAUGAGAAUUUGGGUGUUUCUUGUAGUUGAACCGUACUCUGGACGUAUGUGCCUACCCACAAUGGAAAGUAUUGUUAUCAAGUAUUUUAAGUAAUUUAUUUAUUUAUUUAUUUAAAUCUUAGGCUAUUUUCUACUGUUAUAUUUAGUAAUUUUUGGAGCAUUUGAUGCCAAAGAGGGCGAAGCCGUGUUAAAUGCCUUUGUAAGACUACCUAAUUUUUAAACAAAAUUUUCAAUUAUUUUAGCGAAUAUAAUAACAAAUGCAUUCUUCCCCCACAAAUGUGUCUGUGAUGCACAGUUGUGAUUGAGACCUAGUCUUAAAUGAAAUAUUUUGAACUUUUUGUUUCACCUUUUUUUCCCUCUUUUUUUUUUUUUUUUGGUUCAAUCAUAAUUUUAUAACUGGACUGUAGCUCAUUUCCCAGUAGAAUCUAUUCAAGAAGCUUCUACUUUAUGUUUCUCAAAUGUCAAUCCUGGCAAUUUUGUGUCUUUACUCCUGUGUAAAAUAUCCAUUCUGAUCGAAACCCCGGAUUUGCAAGUAAUGUGUUUUUCUUUUGAACUGAAGACAUCAUGCUUAAAUACACUAAUCCAGUUUGAAACAGGGGAACUUUAGAAAGUCCUCCUCUCCUUUUUGAUUGGAUCUUAAACCUACAACUGAAAAAUAAAUAUGAAUAAACUGCCAUUAGUUUCGA
Messenger RNA from Bemisia tabaci, 5669 nucleotides. Its product is annotated as isoleucine--tRNA ligase, cytoplasmic. Gene Ontology annotation, biological process: isoleucyl-tRNA aminoacylation. The record is from RefSeq and is a predicted model, not a curated record. Lineage: Eukaryota; Metazoa; Arthropoda; Insecta; Hemiptera; Aleyrodidae. Gene Ontology annotation, molecular function: tRNA binding; isoleucine-tRNA ligase activity; aminoacyl-tRNA deacylase activity.